Messenger RNA from Fusarium subglutinans, 1635 nucleotides. RefSeq lists its product as uncharacterized. NCBI's taxonomy places the organism in Eukaryota, Fungi, Ascomycota, Sordariomycetes, Hypocreales, Nectriaceae. The record is from RefSeq and is a predicted model, not a curated record. The transcript has a single exon. Bases 1 to 1635 code for a protein of 544 amino acids. Gene Ontology annotation, molecular function: protein binding.
AUGCUUCUGCACGUGCCCGAUGAGGUUUUGGUUCACAUUUGUUCCAUCAUCGAGUGUAACGAUUGGGAAGGCGGCUGGGAUACCAAGUCCUCCUACGAGGCACUCUUGUCUCUGAGCCGCGUUUGCAAGCGUUUGCGUGGGAUUGCAGAAUUCCAUCUCUUUCGAAGCAUUUUUGUCCUCGAAGAGGACCCUGAUGAGAAAUGGAUGCAACUUGCAAGGCGCCUGCAACAGGAUCCUGGGCGAGGUCUCACCACGAGGACGUUCUACUCCCAGAGAUACGAUCCCAUGGCUCAUCCAUACUUCCUCAACUUCAUGACCAACUAUUUCCAAAAGCUCUGCUCAUCGCCUGAUCGUGAUAGAAUCCCCUCAGGUCUCAGGACUGUCAUACAGCAUGAGUUGGAAUUCAUAAUAUUCGAACGGCCAUACAGAAGUUUGAAAGUGCUUCUCAUGCUUCUCAUGCCAGAACUGAGACACCUCGAGCUAUGGCUUACCGACCUCAAAUCUACACCAUUUCUUUUGACUGACACGUUUGAAAGUGACCAAGACUACGGUUAUGCUGGGUUUGAGCCCAACAAAGACGGUCAGGGUAUCAAAGGUAUCCCGAAUAUCUUAUUUUUCCGCCAUCUCGAGUCAGCAACUCUCAGAUCCUAUGACGACAGACUGGGCUCCCCAAUAGGGAGUACAACAGUCUGUGGUCUCUUCAACCAUCCAAGCAUCAAGGCUCUGACAUUUGACGGCUUUGCAUUGCGGCAUGCUACUUGUCUGAAGUUGGACUGGAGCAAGGCGCCCAGCAACCUGACAAGGCUCGACCUUGAAAACUGCAUCUUACAGCCCAAGUCCCUACAGUGCAUCUUGGAGAAAUGCACAAGCCUCACCCAGCUCAAUAUAGCCCUCAUAGGCAAUGGAGACUUAAAAGAUCCAACUCACAAUUUGGCGGAGUUUGGUGAUGUUCUUAGAGAGCAUGGGCAAAAACUGGUCGAGCUUUCAAUCGCCAAACCAAUGUGGGAUCCUCACGUCGCUGACUGGUGUAACUACAUCGGAUGCCUCAAGAAGCUGGAAGUUCUGAGACAUCUAUCCAUCGGUAGGCUCAACUUUGUUGGGCCCGUAGAUGAGGAUAACAAGAGGUACAUAACUAUACACGACAAACUUCCUCAGUCCUUGGAGACUCUCACCAUUCAGGCAGAGGUGACGGGUUGCUCGUGUGACUUGUAUAGAGUCAGACAGACGGAAGAGGUGGUUUGCGACAUGCUCCAGUAUGAACCACUCCCACCGGGCUUGAAACAAAUCUACAUGAAAAUGCUACCGGGGCCGGAGGCUCGAGGUUAUGAAGUGAAACAAGGUGAUGACCUCAGGGGCUGGCAACUCGGGGAAAAAGCUAUAUGGGUGCGGAGAAUCAAGAGGGAAAAGGAGGACGAGGGCGAGAGUGAAGUUGAAGAGGACGAAGAGGGAGGGGACGAGGAGGGAGGGAACGAGAACGAGCAGCGCAGGAAGUGUAUGGGGUGCAAGAAGUGGGAGGAGUAUGAUGAGUAUGACGAGUAUGAGGAGUGGGAGCAGUGUGGCGAGGACGAGGACUACGAAGAGUGCAACAAGUACAGGGUGAUUCAAUUCAUCACCAGUGCGAUCAAGGCUGGAUAA